Messenger RNA from Microthlaspi erraticum, 321 nucleotides. The record is from the annotation of a GenBank genome assembly. NCBI's taxonomy places the organism in Eukaryota, Viridiplantae, Streptophyta, Magnoliopsida, Brassicales, Brassicaceae.
AUGGUGACCGGAGAAGCUUUGAUCGCGUACAGAGCUCUGCUCAGAGCUACGAGGAAGUCAUUCGCCGGGGAUUCCGAGAUGCUGAAGGCUUCGGCGUCCGAGAUCCGUAAGAAAUUCGAAGAGAACCGCCACGUGGCUUCCGGUUCCGACAUCCCUCGCCUUCUGGAAGAAGCGCGCGAGGCGACGGAGUUCAUUUCCACCAUGAUCGUCCAGGCGAAGCUCAACGAACGCGGCGGAUACGAGGUGAAAGCAAGUCAGGAACACGCGGGAGCGACUUUGGAGCUUCCAUCGGAGGAGAUGCUUCAGAAAAAAUCUGUAUGA